Messenger RNA from Paraphaeosphaeria sporulosa, 942 nucleotides. RefSeq lists its product as uncharacterized. The coding region runs from base 1 to 942 and encodes 313 amino acids. The transcript is spliced from 3 exons. The record is from RefSeq and is a predicted model, not a curated record. Lineage: Eukaryota; Fungi; Ascomycota; Dothideomycetes; Pleosporales; Didymosphaeriaceae.
AUGAGUAGUUUGGAGCAAGGCGAGAAUACAAUUCGAGAUUUUUUGGGACGCGAAGUCUCUGAAGUACCCUCCAGGAUUGCAAGAUAUCCGUCGGCGAAGUCGAUCUCGAACCUUCUCGCAUCCGAGCUCUUUGAGUCGCGAGUAGGCUAUUCUAUGGAACUAUGGAAACGAGCCCCUCGGAUGAUGGUUGAGGAGAAAUGUACUCCGUGGAGCCACCCGAAUCUGUACGAAGAAUUGAUGCCACGAUCCAUGCAAGAUGCGUUCGCCGCUUGUUCACUUUACAUAUCCCGCACUGAUGUCAACGCAAAAUUUGUCCUACGACACAUCACUGACAGGGCACAUGAGCUCGUCGAACAGCCGAUACCGACCACGCCCGCCGAAGUAAUCGCCCAAGCGCAAGCAGUGCUCCUGUACCAAGUCAUGCUGAUCUGUAGUGAUGAUUUCCGUUAUUAUCGGCAGACCCAAACCCUACUUCCACAUCUCAAGGAGCUCAGUAGUUCGCUUUACUUCCUCGUAACGGAGGAUCCAACCAAGGACGAAGACCACGCGGCAACUUUACCUCUUUACCCCAGCUCUGCCGCUCGUACCGCAUGGCUAUCAUUCAUCUUUAGAGAAUCCUGUCGACGAACACUUCUCGCCGUCUGCCACGCUGUAUCUAUAUGCACACUCCUCGCCGGUGACUUGGUCGCUUGCAACGAUAGCUUGUCUGUAGGCAACCGUGUGACGUUAUCAGCUGCACUUUGGGAGGCCAAGUCGCCGCUCGAGUUUGCAAUCGCUUGGAACGAGAAGAACCACUUUCUAGUCAAGGAAUUAGACUUCAGCGAAGUUCUGAGAUUAGCUAAUGCUAGCGAUGUGGACGUUUUCGGCAGGAUGCUAAUGGUAGGGCUCAUGGGGACUGAUGAUGUGAGAGGAUGGCUUCAUUCAAAAGGAGGAAAGCUAUGA